This is a messenger RNA of Balaenoptera acutorostrata (minke whale), 1402 nucleotides long. It is a transcript of the gene TRHR, whose product is annotated as thyrotropin releasing hormone receptor. Bases 1 to 1197 code for a protein of 398 amino acids. The transcript has 2 exons. Gene Ontology annotation, biological process: phospholipase C-activating G protein-coupled receptor signaling pathway. Lineage: Eukaryota; Metazoa; Chordata; Mammalia; Artiodactyla; Balaenopteridae. Gene Ontology annotation, cellular component: membrane. The record is from RefSeq and is a predicted model, not a curated record. Gene Ontology annotation, molecular function: thyrotropin-releasing hormone receptor activity.
AUGGAAAACCAGACAGUAAGUGAACUGAACCAAACACAGCUUCAGCCUCGAGCCGUGGUGGCCCUAGAAUACCAAGUGGUCACCAUCUUCCUUGUGCUCAUUAUCUGUGGUCUGGGCAUCGUGGGCAACAUCAUGGUAGUCCUGGUGGUCAUGAGAACCAAGCACAUGAGGACGCCCACAAACUGCUACCUGGUGAGUCUAGCAGUAGCUGAUCUCAUGGUCCUGGUGGCCGCAGGCCUCCCCAACAUAACGGACAGCAUCUAUGGUUCCUGGGUUUAUGGCUACGUCGGAUGCCUGUGCAUUACUUACCUCCAGUACUUGGGCAUUAAUGCAUCCUCUUGUUCAAUCACAGCGUUUACCAUUGAGAGGUACAUAGCAAUCUGUCACCCCAUCAAAGCCCAGUUUCUCUGCACAUUUUCCAGAGCCAAAAAGAUCAUCAUCUUUGUCUGGGCUUUCACAUCCAUUUACUGUAUGCUGUGGUUCUUCUUGCUGGAUCUCAAUAUUAGCACCUAUAAAGAUGCUAUUGUGGUGUCCUGUGGCUACAAGAUCUCCAGGAAUUACUACUCACCUAUUUACCUAAUGGACUUUGGUGUCUUUUAUGUUGUUCCAAUGAUCCUGGCCACUGUCCUCUAUGGAUUCAUAGCUAGGAUCCUCUUCUUAAAUCCCAUUCCUUCAGAUCCUAAAGAAAACUCUAAGACAUGGAAAAAUGACUCAACCCAUCAGAACAAGAAUCUGAAUUCAAAGACCUCUAGUAGAUAUUUCAACAGCACAGUAUCUUCAAGGAAGCAGGUCACCAAGAUGCUGGCAGUGGUUGUCAUUCUGUUUGCCCUUUUAUGGAUGCCCUACAGAACUCUUGUGGUUGUCAACUCAUUUCUCUCCAGCCCUUUCCAAGAAAAUUGGUUCUUGCUCUUUUGCAGGAUUUGCAUUUAUCUCAACAGUGCCAUCAACCCAGUGAUUUACAAUCUCAUGUCCCAGAAAUUCCGUGCAGCCUUCAGAAAGCUCUGCAACUGUAAGCAGAAGCCAGUGGAGAAACCGGCUAACUACAGCGUGGCCCUCAAUUACAGCGUCAUCAAGGAGUCAGAUCAUUUCAGCACAGAGCUUGAUGACAUCACUGUCACUGACACUUACUUGUCUGCCACGAAAGUGUCUUUUGAUGACACCUGCUUGGCUUCUGAAAUAACCGUUAGCCAAAGUUGAUUCAUGGAGUAGAAGAAAAUGGAUGAUAAAGAAAAUGAGAAUCUGUGCAGUUAUCAACCCAAGAGAGGAAAGAGCCAAUACUCGUAUGUGACGACAGAGCAGAUAAAGUCCUCGCCAGUGCUCUAACACAUACUGCCCCAAGACACUUUAACCCAUUAGAAUGAUUCACAGCUUCCUUCUCGUAUCAAGAAAAUGUAUAUCAUAG